AUGUUCAUGCAGGUGGGACUACGCGAGGAAGAUCGCGACGCACUGCGCUACCUCUGGCGGGGAAACCGCCGAGAUAGCCGGCCGCCAGAGGUGUACCGAAUGAAGGUAUUAAUCUUUGGCGCAUCGUGCUCUCCUGCGACGGCGAUAUACGUCAUGAAUCGCAACGCGGAGAGACACCGACACACGCAUCCUGAGGCUGUCGAGGCGAUCAAGAAGAAACACUACAUGGACGACUACCUCGACAGCUAUGAAGAUGAACACAGGGCGAUAACAAUCGCUACUCAGGUGCGUAACAUACACAGAGAAGCUCACUUUGAAUUAAGGAAGUGGACGAGUAACUCGCCCGCGGUGUUGAAGGCGCUCGGCGAAUCGCCCAAUGCAACCGAAGCGGUGGAAAUAGAAAGGACUGAACGAGUCCUAGGCCUUAUUUGGAGGCCGCAAGAAGACAGGUUGGCGUUCAACCUAGACUUGGCCCGGUUGGUGUCGCCGAUAACUGUGCGGGCUAAACAGCUAUUACAGGAGGUGUGGCGACGCGGCACCGAUUGGGACGACCCGAUCGACGACGAACUGUCCGCCGCCUGGGUGAACUGGCUCACCCAUUUGAAGCAACUCAGCGGCGUAACAGUGCCGCGCUGCUAUCCCGGCUACUCCCGAGCGAGAAAACUCCAACUCCACGUGUUCACCGACGCCAGCGAGUCAGCCUACGCGACCGCGCUCUACUGGCGCGCCGAGGACGACGACGGACGAGUCACAGUCACGUUACUGGCGGCCAAGGCAAGGGUAGCUCCACUCAAAUUAACCUCCAUACCACGGCUUGAACUACAGGCAGCUGUACUCGGCGCACGGAUGGCUGCGAGUGUGACACAGGAGCACUCCAGGCAGCCAGAAUCCACGACCUACUGGACCGACAGCAAGACAACACUGUGCUGGAUCAGAACGGGAGCCAGGUCGUACAAGCCCUACGUAGCGCAUCGAAUCGCCGCGAUAGAAGAACACACACAGGCGAAUCAAUGGAGAUGGGUGCCUACACGCUACAACGUUGCCGACGACGCUACGCGCGACGUUCCCGACAACUUCACGCGGGAACACAGGUGGUUCAACGGACCAGAGUUCCUCCGCGACCCGCCCGAACUAUGGCCUGCGGAGGAAACACAGCUGAGCACCGACACGGGUGAGGAAAGAGUGAACACUAUUACAGAGCGUCGGGAGAAACAGUACAAGGAAGUCCUGCCCGACGUGAAUCGAUUCUCAAAUUGGAAUCGCUACGUUAGAGCUGCCGCCCGCGUACUACAAGCAGUACAACACUUCAAACGACGCGUCAACACGGUCCAUUACAAGAGGACCAAGGCGGCCGCAAGCGAGAAUCCGGAUUGGAGGCGCAACGAAGCCGCGAAAAAUGCGGCGAAACGAGUCGUACAAGCACCGGAGGAGCGAUUCGUGACGCUACCAGCCGAGUUGCAAGAAGAGGCCGAGCGCAUAAUCAUAAAGGCGAGUCAGGAGGCCGCCUUCGAGGAAGAACUACGCUCACUCGAAAAGGAAAACCCGUGUCAAAAGAAAGCAGGUUGCGUGGAGAGCGUCGUCAAUUACUGUCGGCAGUACAAAUGGGUCAUUCGACUGCGCCCGACGGUCAAGGCGGUAGUCAGGAGCUGCGUCAAGUGCCGCCAGAGGGCGGCCACUCCACCGCAACCGAUAACGGGAGACUUGCCUCCCUGCCGACUGGCGCAUCAUCACCGGCCGUUUACAUACACCGGUUUGGACUAUUUCGGCCCGCUCACAGUCACCGUGGGCCGGAGUAGUCAAAAAAGGUAUGUCGCUCUCUUCACAUGCCUAACAGUGCGGGCGGUGCAUCUCGAAGUGGUGCACUCCCUGAGUACACAAGGAGCGAUCAUGGCUCUGCGGCGCAUGACAGCGCGCCGCGGGAGCCCCGCCGAGAUCUGGUCCGACAACGGGACAAACUUCCACGGCGCAGAAAAGGAGCUGCGCAACACCCUCCUCGCUGGCGCCGAACAAGAGGCGUCGCGGAGGGCGAUUAGAUGGCGUUUCAUCCCUCCGGGCGCACCAUUCAUGGGUGGCGCCUGGGAACGGCUCGUGCGGUCGGUCAAGACCGCGCUGACGACGGUGCUUCACGAGCAGAGGCCACAUGAAGAGACGCUGUCGACGCUACUCGCCGAGGUGGAGUUCACAGUCAACAGCCGCCCACUGACUCAUGUGUCGGUGAACCCCGAAGAUCCGGAGGCCCUGACGCCUAACCACUUUCUGUUGGGCUGUCAGGGCCCACUCGCCGCACCUAAUUUUCCAGCCGAACACGGCUACGGCACACAUGCCGACCUUCGAGCGUCGCAGCAGCUGGCCGACGCUUUCGGACCCGCUGGUUACGAGAGUACCUUCCCGAGCUCCGCAACCGGCGGGAGCCCCGCAGCAAGGGACCAGAGCUACACAUCGGCGACGUCGUGCGCAUCGUGGACGGGACGCUCCCACGAAACACUUGGGUGCGUGGCCGCAUCUGUGCUACGCAUCCGGGACCUGACGGCGUGA
Molecule: messenger RNA, 2535 nt
Organism: Manduca sexta (tobacco hornworm)
Lineage: Eukaryota; Metazoa; Arthropoda; Insecta; Lepidoptera; Sphingidae
Exons: 3
Coding region: 1-2535 (844 amino acids)
Biological process (GO): DNA integration
Molecular function (GO): nucleic acid binding
Source: RefSeq, a predicted model, not a curated record